ACAAGACUCUCCAGGACAAGUUGGACACGGGAUGAAAGGAGCAGGGGGCUUCUCCCAACCUGCAUCUGAUUACUGACGGCUACAGUGUUAACAUGAGUGCCGGCUCGGUGGACCAGGAACCGACGCGGAAGCUGGGCUGCUGUGGUGUCCCUGUGAUUACGGAAGAUAUGCAGGCUUUAGCCAUCCGAAGCUUGUCUGGGGGUGAAGUACAGAAGCACUAUGAAUUCAUACGGGAACUGGGGAAGGGAACUUAUGGCAGAGUGGAGCUCGUGUCGCACAAGAGUACAGGCAACAAGAUGGCUUUAAAAUUUGUCAACAAGAACAAGACCAAGUUGAAGAGUUUCCUGCGGGAGUUCAGUGUGACCAGUGCUCUUUCCUGCAGCCCUUUCAUUAUAAGAGCCUUUCAUGUCCUCUUCCAGACGGAGGACUGCUACGUCUUCGCUCAGGAGUACGCUCCAGCUGGGGACCUCUUUGAUAUUAUUCCGCCACAGGUCGGCCUCCCUGAAGACAUGGUGAAGCGAUGCGUACAACAACUUGGACUGGCUUUGGACUUUAUGCACAGCAAGAGUCUGGUUCACCGUGAUAUCAAACCAGAGAAUGUCCUUCUCUUUGACCGUGAAUGUCGACGGGUUAAGCUGGCUGACUUUGGCAUGACUCGUAAAGUGGGCUGCCGUGUAAAACGAGUUAGUGGCACUAUCCCAUACACAGCCCCUGAAGUGUGCCAGGCUGGCCGAUCAGAAGGUUUUCCAGUAGAGACAAGUUUGGACGUCUGGGCCUUUGGAGUACUUAUCUUCUGUGUCCUCACUGGCAACUUUCCCUGGGAGUCAGCAUCACCAGGAGAUGCCUUCUUUGAGGAGUUUGUACACUGGCAGAAGGGUCGUCUGCCCGGUCUUCCGUCCCAGUGGCGACGGUUUUCAGAUAACGCACUACGAAUGUUCCAACGGCUUCUUGCAUUAGAGUCCGAAAAAAGGAGCCCGGUCAAGGAGGUUUUCUACUACAUCAAGUAUGACUUGCUCUCAGAAGCUAGACGUAGACCUUCCUACCGAACACGCAAGCAGCCGGGAGAAAAGCUACCACCUGUGCCCCAGCGGCACGACAACCCCACUCCUCUCAAGAGGACAAUACUCACAGAGGGAGGUUCUUCACCUCGUGUACCACACUCCCUGCCAGAUCAAGGCCAGCCAACUGCUGCCUCUGGCAGGACAGAUGGACGACAGGACAAGAGCAAAGCUCAGAUGCUGCUGGCAACUGCCAUUGAAAUCUGUGUGUAAAAUGGACACACAUUUGGAUUCUUCUUUAUUGGAAAGUGAUGUCAUUGUCUCCAGUAAAGGUCACCUGAUGGCUUAAGACAUAAAGCAGGUUUGACCUCUUAUCGUUUAUUGAUCAUGAGCCUACAAGCAAAAAAACAAAACAAAAGUUAAAGUGAGAAUGGCUUGCUGAUCAAACUGAUGUGGUUAAUGUUGGAGUAGAAUGGGAGGGGAUAAAGUAGCUUUUGAUCAAACCUUGGAAGGAUCGUUAGGGUUCGUGACUGUGUGUUGUUCCUGCCUCUGAUUUUAUAGAUCAGAAUCUUUAUACUACAGUUCUGUAGUGGUCACUGCAAGAUUUCUGAAAACUUGUGCAAGGCAGACAAGCUUGCCCCUUUCCUGUAGGCAACCAAAUCCUACAGUACACACAUCUCUACAAAUUACACAACACAAGCAGAGCUAGUGCAAUUUUGCCUCAUAUAAACUACCCCUUUUACUGUUACACAUAAAUACAGUAGCUGACUUGGUCUAAAUGAAUUCUGUCCCACAAAUGUUAAUGCCCUGAAUAUAGGGCAACUUGGAGUAUGUUUGUUUUAACUGGUGCACACGACCUCUAGAAAAAUGAACCAACCAGAAGUCUCAAUUCAUGCUGUCAGUAAGAUUUUUUAAGAUAGCAUUGAUCCUGAUGCCAAUCAAGCUGUACAACUGUUGUUUAAUAGCAAAAGUCUCAACAGUAUGGCAUCUGAUCAAUUAUUGUGAAGAAAGUCCUACAUUUUUAGUCCAUUCUCAAAUCAGUUCUUACACAUAAUCGAUCCAUGGGCCAACAAACUCAAAUGAUGCCAUCAUGGCCAAAGCCUACAUGGCCAGUCCACCCAACAAUGACAUUUCUGUUUAAGAGUCCUGAUUUUUUUUUUAGGGUUUGUCUAGCUGCAUCCACUAGUUGUUGACAAUAUUAGAGGGUCUCAUUCUCAUUGGUGGUUUGGUUUUUGUGAAUUGAUGGAGAGUGUUGCAACUCAAAUGAAAUUUCU
This is a messenger RNA of Rana temporaria (common frog), 2272 nucleotides long. It is a transcript of the gene SBK1, whose product is annotated as SH3 domain binding kinase 1. The coding region runs from base 93 to 1271 and encodes 392 amino acids. NCBI's taxonomy places the organism in Eukaryota, Metazoa, Chordata, Amphibia, Anura, Ranidae. Gene Ontology annotation, molecular function: protein serine/threonine kinase activity; ATP binding. Gene Ontology annotation, biological process: peptidyl-threonine phosphorylation; peptidyl-serine phosphorylation. The record is from RefSeq and is a predicted model, not a curated record. The transcript has 4 exons.